Molecule: messenger RNA, 2558 nt
Organism: Otolemur garnettii (small-eared galago)
Lineage: Eukaryota; Metazoa; Chordata; Mammalia; Primates; Galagidae
Gene: ITGB2
Product: integrin subunit beta 2
Exons: 12
Biological process (GO): cell migration; cell adhesion mediated by integrin; integrin-mediated signaling pathway
Cellular component (GO): integrin complex; focal adhesion; cell surface
Molecular function (GO): amyloid-beta binding; integrin binding
Source: RefSeq, a predicted model, not a curated record
UUGCCGAGGAGUGCACCAAGUAUAAGGUCAGCACCUGCCGGGACUGCAUCCAGUCGGGGCCUGGCUGUUCCUGGUGCCAGAAGCUGAACUUCACUGGGCCAGGGGAACCUGACUCCAUUCGCUGUGACACCCGAGAGCAGCUGCUAAUGAGGGGCUGUGCGGCUGAUGACAUCAUGGACCCCAGGAGCCUUGCGGAAGCCCAGGAAGACCGGGAGAGGGGUCAGAAGCAACUGUCCCCACAAAAAGUGACACUUUACCUGAGACCAGGUCAGGCGGCUGUGUUCAACGUGACCUUCCGGCGGGCCAAGGGCUACCCCAUCGACCUGUACUACCUGAUGGACCUCUCCUACUCCAUGCUGGAUGACCUCAUUAACGUCAAGAAGCUGGGCGGUGACCUGCUCCGGGCCCUCAAUGAGAUCACAGAGUCUGGCCGCAUUGGCUUUGGGUCCUUUGUGGACAAAACUGUGCUGCCCUUUGUCAACACACACCCUGAGAAGCUGAGGAACCCGUGCCCCAACAAGGAGGUGGGCUGCCAGGCACCAUUUGCCUUCAGGCACGUGCUGAAGCUGACCGACAACGCCAACCAGUUCCAGACAGAGGUCGGGAAGCAGCUCAUCUCUGGAAACCUGGACGCCCCUGAGGGUGGGCUGGAUGCCAUGAUGCAGGUCGCAGCCUGCCCGGUAAGGCUGCUGCCCCUUCAUGGAUCUGCAGUUUCCCUGACGUGGGUGCUUCCAUCAAGUGCUGCAGGGCCACCCACACUAGCCAGUGGGUCAUCUUAGGAACAGGCACCCAGGUCCCUCGUCACACCUGUGGCAUUGCCAACCUCGACCUGGGGAGAGCAGCCCCAGGUGCCUCCCAGGUGGGAAACAGGGCCAGCAGGGCAGGACACCUCAACUCUAAGCACAGCCACUCUUUGCCCACAGAAACUCUCCUCCAGGGUCUUCCUGGAUCACAGCACCCUCCCCGACACCCUGAAAGUCACCUAUGACUCCUUCUGCAGCAAUGGAGUGUCACACACCGGCCAACCCAGAGGGGACUGUGACGGCGUUCAGAUCGGUGUCCCGGUGAGCCUUCCUGUGCAGCCGAGGGCGACAAAGUGUGUCCAGGAGCAGUCAUUUGUCAUCCGUGCACUGGGCUUCACAGACACCGUGACUGUUCAGGUCCUUCCCCAGUGUGAGUGUCAGUGCCGGGACCAGAGCCGGGACCGCAGCCUCUGCCAUGGCAAAGGCUCCUUGGAGUGUGGUGUCUGCAGGUGCGACGCGGGCUACAUCGGGAAAAGCUGUGAGUGCCAGACGCAGGGCCGGAGCAGCCAGGAGCUGGAAGGAAGCUGCCGGAAGGACAACAACUCCAUCGUCUGCUCGGGGCUGGGCGACUGCAUCUGCGGGCAGUGCGUGUGCCACACCAGCGACGUCCCCAACAAGCAGAUCUAUGGGCGGUACUGCGAGUGCGACAACGUCAACUGCGAGCGCUACGACGGCCAAGUCUGCGGAGGCCCGAAGAGGGGGCUCUGCUUCUGUGGCACGUGCAGCUGCCAGACCGGCUACGAGGGCUCGGCCUGCCAGUGCCAGAGUUCCACUGACGGCUGCCUUAACCAGUGGGGCAAGGAGUGCAGUGGCCGGGGCCGGUGCCGCUGCAACGCGUGUGAGUGCUACCCGGGCUACCAGCCGCCACUGUGCCAGGAGUGCCAGGGCUGCAACUUCACCUGCAGCAACUACACCUUCUGUGCAGAGUGUCUGCAGUUCAACAAGGGCCCCUUCGAGAAGAACUGCAGCGCAGCGUGCAGGGGGUUACAGCUGCAGAAGGAGCCCCUGAGCUGGAGAAGGUGCAAGGAGCAGGACUCGGAGGGCUGCUGGAUGACCUACACGAUGAAGCAGCUCGACGGGUGGGAACAGUACCACAUCCACGUGGAGAAAACACGAGAAUGUGUGGAGGGCCCCAACAUUGCUGCCAUCAUAGGGGGCACCGUGGCGGGGGUUGUGCUCAUCGGUGUCCUGCUGCUGGUCAUCUGGAAGGCCCUGACCCACCUGAGUGAUCUCCGGGAGUAUAAGCGCUUUGAGAAGGAGAAACUCAAGUCCCAGUGGAACAACGAUAACCCCCUUUUCAAGAGUGCCACCACGACAGUCAUGAACCCUAAGUUUGCCGAGAGUUAGGAGCCAGUCAGCAGGACCUCCACCACCACAUCUCCCCCGUCACACAACCAAGACGCUUACAGCUGUAGACGGCAGCACCAAUUAACCAAAAAUCCACUGCUUUUUCUGUCUCAACCUGACAGAUAAAGGCAGGUAUUUAUAUGGACCCCCCUCCCAGGAGGAGCAGCCUCCCCUUCUGACAUACACAGAUCUUUCCACAAGAGGGGGGUGGGGGUGGGGCAGGGAGGUUUGCUAAGUCUUAGGAGGCUGGACUGAGGGUUUCCUGUGUGCGAGUUAGGAGAGUGGACUGGUUAAAAGUGGCGCCAGUUUGUUUAUAUUUAAACAUAUCAGAGUAUAAAACAAAAUUGAUUAUAUUAUUAACCAAUCAUGUGCAUGGAAAAACAAAAUAAAACCUCAGUGCAAGCUGUC